GUGUUGCUAACACCGCUCCCCCUCAGAAAAACCCGCUCCUCUUUGCUCCUUUCUUCGCCGGGUCCUAACAGGCCCGGCCGCGGCAGGGCCGGGUUCUUAGCAAUCAGAAUUGACGGCCUCCGAUGGUGCUUUUCCAGCCGGGCGGUUAGGAGAAACACCCAGGAUCAACAGAUUCCUGAGCACAAGUUCUCGACGGGCCCAUUUCUGAACAGGACCCAGUACGUCUUUUCCGCCUGGAGGUGCGUGAAAUUUGGAGGUGCAAGAGGCCUCUUCGUUUUAGGAGCGACUAACGUGGCUUUGCCUUCUUUAGAACAGCAGCCUCGACUGUGAGGCUAACUGAAAAUUUUAGGUGUGAGCACACAGAGGUGCUCUGGCACCACCCGCCUAGAGCCUGAACGACCGGAUUCAAGGGCCAGUGUUGCGCAGUUAUGGCGCCCAAGGGGCGUGUGUGAUUGGCAGGAGCGGCGGGGCCUCGCCCCCAAGCUGUGGCGUGGCACUCCGCAGGCCUGAGGUCCCGGAGCACGUAAGGACUGUGGAGUCUGCGUCUUUGCGACCGGCAGAGGCAGUCAUGGAGGCCGGUGCCUCCGCCGAGCCCGACACCAUCGAAGUGCUGCCCCAGCACAAGUUCGACACCGGGUCCCUAGAGGCCUAUCUAAACCAGCAUUUGUCCGGCUUUGGGGCCGAGCCCGAGGCCCAACUGACCGUUGCCCAGUACAGAUCAGGACACUCUAAUCCAACCUUUUAUCUCCGGAAGGGCUUUCAAGCAUAUGUACUCAGAAAAAAACCACCUGGGUCACUUCUUCCUAAAGCACAUAAGAUCGAUAGAGAAUUUAAAGUGCAGAAAGCUUUGUUUUCAAUUGGAUUCCCCGUUCCCAAGCCUUUAUUGUACUGCAGUGAUGCUUCUGUCAUUGGAACAGAAUUUUACGUGAUGGAACAUGUGCAGGGUCGACUCUUUCGUGAUUUCACAGUUCCUGGAGUUAGCCCAGCAGAACGCUCAGCCAUAUAUGUGGCCGUGAUAGAAACCAUGGCUCAGUUACAUUCCUUGAAUGUACAGUCGUUGCAGCUGGAAGGCUAUGGUAGAGGUGCUGGGUACUGCAAAAGACAGGUAUCAACCUGGACAGAGCAGUAUAAAGCUGCAGCUCAUCAGGACAUCCUCGCCAUGAACCAGCUAUCUGAGUGGCUAAUGAAAAACUUGCCAGAUAAUGACAACGAAGAAAAUUUGGUACAUGGAGAUUACAAACUAGAUAACAUAAUUUUCCACCCUAAAGAGUCUCGAGUUAUAGCUGUACUGGAUUGGGAGCUUUCAACCAUUGGUCAUCCUUUGUCAGACUUAGCUCAUCUCUCCAUAUUCUUCUUUUGGCCAAGGACAGUUCCAAUGAUAAAUCAAAGUUCUUAUUUUCAAGAAAACAUAGGGAUACCAUCAAUGGAAGAAAUUAUUUCAAUAUAUUGCCGCCACAGAGGAAUUAAUUCUGUUCUUCCUAACUGGAAUUUCUUUAUUGCCCUGGCCUAUUUUAAAAUGGCAGGUAUAGCACAGGGUGUAUAUAGUAGAUACAUUCAGGGAAAUAAUGCAUCUGAGAAUAGCUUUCUGUUUGCCAAGAUUGUGCAACCUCUGGCAGAAACUGGAUUACAGCUCUCAAAACGGACUUUUGGUACUACACCAUCACAGAUUGAUACUUCUCAGCAGUUGUUUGGACAGAGUAAGACAGGCCAGGAAGUUCUUACUAGGGUGAAGCAUUUCAUGAAACAACACAUCCUCCCAUCUGAAAAGGAGGUAAUUGAGUUCUGUGUUCAAAAUGAAAAUUCAGUGGACAGAUGGAAAAAACCUUUAGUGAUUGAUAAACUCAAGGAAAUGGCCAAAGCAGAAGGCCUCUGGAACUUGUUUCUGCCAGCUGUAAGCGGUCUCAACCAGGUGGACUAUGCCUUGAUUGCUGAAGAAACCGGAAAAUGCUUUUUUGCUCCAGAUGUCUUUAACUGCCAAGCACCAGACACAGGGAACAUGGAGCUGCUCUACUUAUAUGGAAGCGAAAAGCAGAAGCAGCAGUGGCUUGAGCCUCUUCUUCAAGGAACCAUCGCAUCCUGCUUCUGUAUGACAGAGCCUGAUGUAGCUUCAAGUGAUGCCACAAACAUUGAAUGUAGCAUCCAACGAGAUGGAGAUAGCUAUGUAAUCAAUGGCAAGAAAUGGUGGAGCAGUGGAGCUGGGAAUCCAAAGUGCAGAGUUGCAGUUGUUCUGGGAAGAACUAAAAAUACCUCUGCAACCAGGAAACAUUUUAGGGAGUGCUGCUGUUCAUUCUUCAGUGUGGAAUUUCUUGUAUUAAAAAGUGUUGCUGAAUCCUCAAAGCUGUCUGGGGCAGAUUAUGAGACAUAUAGAAAUUUUCAGACCUGUCUAUACGAACAACACACCAUGAUUCUUGUUCCUAUCAACACACCUGGAGUAGAAAUAAUAAGGCCUUUGUCAGUUUUUGGCUACAUAGAUAAUUUCCAUGGAGGACAUUUUGAGAUCCAUUUUAAUCAAGUACGAGUUCCUGCUACCAAUUUAAUAUUAGGCGAAGGUAGGGGAUUUGAGAUCGCCCAAGGCCGCCUUGGACCGGGCAGAAUCCACCACUGUAUGAGAACGGUAGGGCUGGCAGAACGCGCUUUGCAGAUCAUGUGUGAACGGGCAACACAAAGGGUGGCCUUUAAGAAGAAACUGUUUUCACACGAGGUUGUGGCUCACUGGAUUGCUGAAAGCCGCAUCGCCAUUGAGAAGAUACGUUUGUUGACCCUGAAAGCCGCCCACAGCAUUGACACUCUGGGCAGCGCUGGUGCUAAGAAGGAGAUUGCAAUAAUUAAAGUGGCUGCCCCUCGGGCUGUCUGCAAAAUUAUUGACCGGGCCAUCCAAGUGUGUGGAGGUGCAGGUGUGUCCCAGGACUACCCUCUGGCUAACAUGUAUGCCCAAACACGAGCUCUGCGCUUAGCAGACGGGCCCGACGAAGUCCACCUGUCCACGAUCGCGGCAAUGGAGCUGCGGGACCAGGCCAGAGGCUCGAGGUCCAAGAUAUAGGAGGCGGCGGCGUCUCCCUCCAGACAGACAGACUUCUCGUCCUCUCACACUUGCACCACAUUCUGGUUUUGCACCAGUUUGAGCACCGGAUUAAUUACUCAUUUUCAGUAAAAAUUGUACCAUCUGUUUCGAUCAGUGGGUUUUAUAAUUUCAGGGGUAGCACAGGUUUAAGUUAAAUUGUAUAGCUGCCAUCAUUCAGUCUAUCACCUAAGCGUUAGCAUUUAUUCUUAAAACAGCUUGUAAAGAGAUAAUCAAGUAAGGUGCAUAGGCAUAAAAAUGUUUUCACUUUUGGAUUCUCAGGAAUUUAGAUAAAUUCCAUUUAGAUAAAUAUCCAAGGAGUCACUGCUCUGUUGGUGUCUUUUUUAACACUGGGUUCAGGGGUUGGGUCAGCACCUGGCAGGACCACGGUGUUUGCCCUGGGGAAAGCUGUGCGACCCACUGAGGCAUUCCGAAUUCAUAUGAGCCUCUUCAGAAUUCAACAGAAAACAUUUAUACAUAAAAUCUGAAUGCAGUUUUAAGUUUACCAGAAAACAUAGCAUACUUGUUGUAUGAGAAAAUGUAAUUAAGAAAACUUAAUUAUGUUGAUGAGAACAGUGGAUAAUUUAGGUUACAAGAAAGUUACUUAGUUUUGAGAAGAGAUUAAAAACCAUCUGCUCUGAAUGCCAUUCUGUUACUUCAACACCCUAAGCAAACAUUCUUGUGGCUCUUUAAAUCAGUGCUGCCCAGUAUGUACGUAGCGGCCACUGGCCAUGUGUGAUUCUUGAACACUUGAAUUAUGCCUAAUGCACUGAGGAACUUAAGGUCUUUCACAUUUUAAUUAAAUAUUGAUUCUUAGUUACUGGAAAACUUUUGAGUAUGCCUGCAUACUUGGGUGUGUGAACUGACUUUUUCAAAUGUAAAUUUUUGGAUAUCUGAACAGGGAGCAACUAUUUUAGAUGAAAAUUUAGACUCCAAAUUAAGAAACAGAGUCACUCACUCAUACCAAAUUUUGAAGACUUACUAUGAAAAAAGGUGAAAUAUCUCAUUAAUACUUCUUAGUCGCAAUUACAUAUUGAAAUAAUAAAAUGUGGAUAGAAAGCA
Messenger RNA from Hyaena hyaena (striped hyena), 4120 nucleotides. RefSeq names its product acyl-CoA dehydrogenase family member 11 (gene ACAD11). The transcript is spliced from 21 exons. Gene Ontology annotation, cellular component: mitochondrion. Bases 569 to 3040 code for a protein of 823 amino acids. The record is from RefSeq and is a predicted model, not a curated record. Gene Ontology annotation, molecular function: oxidoreductase activity, acting on the CH-CH group of donors; flavin adenine dinucleotide binding. Lineage: Eukaryota; Metazoa; Chordata; Mammalia; Carnivora; Hyaenidae.